This is a messenger RNA of Pyrgilauda ruficollis (rufous-necked snowfinch), 352 nucleotides long. Its product is annotated as NTPase KAP family P-loop domain-containing protein 1-like. The transcript has a single exon. Lineage: Eukaryota; Metazoa; Chordata; Aves; Passeriformes; Passeridae. The annotation marks the transcript as partial. The record is from RefSeq and is a predicted model, not a curated record.
CCGUCGCCGCGCGCCGCGGCCGCCUGGGUGGUGCUGGCCGACCGCUGGCCCUGCCGCCUCAGCUGGACGCUGCAGUGCCUGGAGGACGCCGGGCAGGGCGCGGCGGCACCGGGCGGCUCGGAGAAAUCGCUCUGGAGCGUCUUCCAGGAGCACGCCGGCGAGCUGAGCGCGCUGCGGCAGCCGCUGGGCAAGGUGCUGAGCCUGGACGGCGACCCCGAGCUCUUCCAGGCCUUCCUGGCGCGGGAUUUCCCCUUCGGCGCCGGCGAGGCGCGGCAGCUGCUCGGCGUCACCGUCAACCUGGACCAUUCCAUCCGGCAGCAGAUGGGGCUGCUGCGGGCGCUGGCGCGGCUGG